ACAAUGUGGAUCAUGUAUCAAUUGACCCUUUCGAGACGCUUGCCUAUCGUUCUUAUCGCGUUAUCUGUCGUUUAGCUUGCUAUCUUAUCACCUAUUCAAUAUGGGAUUCGUUCGAUGUUUUUCGUGUAUUAUAAGCCAUCAGUUGCGAUCGAACCCUAGCUUAGUAAUUGUUCGUUUGCGCUGGCUGCAAGUUCUAAACUUGCAAUACCGAAAAAAUAAAAUGACAUUUUCUCCUGUUAUAUCCAUAAGUUUGGUGCUAACCGUAUUGGGCGCUUUCGUUGCGGCCCAAGGUGAUACAAGUGAUGUAAAUUUCAAAUUUCAAACCGGUGCACCGUUACCGGAUGCUGCCGUAAUGCCAACGUUGGCCAACGGCAACAUUGGGUUUGUGGCGUACGGUUCGUACGUUCAUCUGAACGGUGUGUAUAAUGGUUUGGGAGGCAGAUCGCAUCGUGCCCGCAUUCCAAACUAUGGCAACAUUCAGCUGAUGACGUGUUCGUCCCAAGGGAGCCCCAGCUGUACCUACCAACUGGACAUGAAGGCGGGCAAGUUUGUGACUGUCGAUGAAAACCUAGCUUAUCGGGUGGUGCAUGAGAUGUACCCCCAUCGAUACUAUGACACGGUGCUGGUGAAUCGUAUUCGUAUUCAGCGACUUGGAUCGGAAGCAACGAUUCAAGCACGAUUGUUGCAAAUCCCGGGACAGAGUGAAGAUUUCUCCUGGGUACCGGCCACCGAGUUCACAAUGUCCGGACAGGUGUACAGGGUGCAGUGCGGAACUACAGUGCAGGUGGAGGAACCGAAUGUACAAACGUUUGGUCAUAAUGUGUGCGUAACCUAUCCGACAAUACCGGAGUAUGUGGAGAUUACACCGGACGUAAUGGCGCGGGAAUUCCUAUUCUUUACUGCUUUCACUAUGUCGGCGGAAGAUGGUCAGCGACAAAUUGGAGCAGUCGUCGGACUGACGAACGCGCAGGAGGAAAGCCUUCACAUGCGGGAAAUGGAUAAGCUUUGGGAACGUUAUGGUAUUACGGUGGAAGGCAACAGCGUACUCGAUCGAGUCAUCAAGGCCAGUGCGUUCUAUCUGUUUAGCUCUCUACCAGCACAUCAGGUAGCGACAUCGGUGGGAAGAUAUCCGUUCUAUGGACUUGCCCCCGCGGGACUGGGUCGAGGUGGAAUCGUGGAGCAGGAAUAUCAGGGUCACAGUUUCUGGGAUACAGAAAUUUGGAUGUACCCGUCGAUUCUGCUAGUGGAUCCUAUUAAUGCUGCCAAGGUUUUGAGCUAUCGCACCACCGUCAGUAGUGGCGCACGCAGCAACGCGGUAAGGAACGCAUACGAAGGCAUGCAGUUUCCUUGGGAGUCAGCAUUUACUGGAACCGAGGUAACGCCGGAUUGUUGCCCAGAGGUGGUCAACUACCAGCAUCACAUAUCGGCCGACAUUGCAUUUGCUGCACGUCAGUAUUUCUACGCCACCGGUAACUUGAACUGGCUCAGAUCGGAAGGUUGUCGUCUUGCAGCAGAUACUUCACUUUUCUGGCUUAGCCGCGUAGUAUACAACAACGUUACCGAUUUGUACGAAAUCCGUAACGCAAUGGGACCCGACGAGGAUCACCCGGACGUUUCGAACAACGCGUUUACGAAUGUGAUGGCCGCUCAUAAUCUGUUCUUUGGUGAAUUUGCAUCCUGCUACUGUAGAGACAAUGUGGUGGAUGAAAGUGUCCGUAAGGAAUUGCUCAAGGUUGGACGGGGUCUUACGCUGCUGUAUGAUGCAGAAGGUGAUUUUCAUCCACAGUUUGAAGGGUAUCAGACGGGCACCCCGAUCAAGCAGGCCGACACGGUCCUCUUGAUCUAUCCCUUGCAGUAUCCAAUGAAUGUAUCGACGAAAGCAAACAAUCUGCUAAAAUAUUCACAGGUAACGCGUGAGAAUGGUCCCGCAAUGACAUGGGCCAUCCACACGAUUGGUCACCUGGAGCUUAAUCAGCUGCAAGAAGCAGGCGCCAUGUUUGAUAAGAGCUAUCGGCAAUAUCUUCGGGCACCGUUUAAUGUGUGGAGUGAAAAUGGUAACAAUGAGCCCGGUGCAGGAAACUUUAUAACCGGUGCCGGAGGCUUCCUACAAUCCAUCAUCAACGGGUACGCGGGUGUUCGCCUUCAUCAGGAUCGGUUGGAAAUUAAAAAUUCCCGUCUAACUCCCAACACGGGUACUCUGCACAUCCCAACUAUAGAGUACAGGGAAGUGCAGUUCUCGUUGACUGUGCGAGCGAAUGCGUUUAGCAUCAAGAUUAAAAAGACGGGCCAAACCGAUCUGAAGCUUUUGGUCGAUCAGAAGGAACAGUCUAUUUGCACAAAUUGUGAAUAUAAUGGCACGGUUGCUAGUAUUCAACAGACAGCGGGCCAAACAUACGAAGGUUGCAGAUUGAGACCAACUAUCCUCGGAGUGAAGGUUGCCGAUCAAACUGAUGCUGCACCGGUGCUGCGCACUACGUGGAUGGCUUUCCUAUCUCUUAUCUUGUGUUUCCUUUUAAGCAAGAUGUUCUGAACAAAUAAUUGUAUUGGCAAAAAAUAAGGAGAGCUUAAAUUCGUAGUAUAUUUUAUGCGCUCGGCCGGAAAUGUGUAGUAUAUAAAAGGCAGAUAUUACGGGAAAUUUAUGCUUUUUUUUAAUUGUUUUUUGGUGAUGUAUUAUUAAUUUUUUGUUUGUAGUUAAAAUAUUGGGUGCAGUAUUUUAAAAUAAAAUCUCGUAAACAUGUUUCACACAUUGGAAU
Anopheles funestus (African malaria mosquito) is the source of this 2753-nucleotide messenger RNA. RefSeq names its product protein-glucosylgalactosylhydroxylysine glucosidase-like. The transcript is spliced from 3 exons. Gene Ontology annotation, molecular function: catalytic activity. The coding region runs from base 101 to 2530 and encodes 809 amino acids. Gene Ontology annotation, biological process: carbohydrate metabolic process. Lineage: Eukaryota; Metazoa; Arthropoda; Insecta; Diptera; Culicidae. The record is from RefSeq and is a predicted model, not a curated record.